ACCUUUAAUUUGAUAUGUAAUUCAACGCCCACUUCAAUAGCAUUACUCAACGCUCAGGACUCACACGACUCUCAGGACUUUCUGGACUAUUUGACGCAAACCGUGAAUAACUUUAAACUAAAUUUUCACAAAUCCUUUGAACAGUCGAGAGUCAGACGCAAACAGGACUACACUUUGCCAUCGAAAGGGGCGCUCACCGAACAGGACCUUAAAGUUGUCAACACUUCCACAGCGAUCCCGAGCCAUGUAUUGUCGGGCAAUCGCCAAAACGGACCGAUUCGGGUGUGGGCUGUCAUCGAGGACUCGGUUCACUACACGUACCUCUUCUCCGGUCACGCGAACGGACUG
This is a messenger RNA of Medioppia subpectinata, 348 nucleotides long. NCBI's taxonomy places the organism in Eukaryota, Metazoa, Arthropoda, Arachnida, Sarcoptiformes, Oppiidae. The record is from the annotation of a GenBank genome assembly.